AUGAUUCUGGUGAAGAAUCUAACCAAAAGUUCAAGUAUAACUCCAGUGAUGGCUCUAGCAAUAACUCUAGCAAUGACUCUAGCGACAACUCCAGUGAUGAUGAAAGAGUUCAAAAAGAUGAAAAAAAAAUAGACAAAAAAAAAAGAAAGA
Racocetra persica is the source of this 150-nucleotide messenger RNA. The record is from the annotation of a GenBank genome assembly. NCBI's taxonomy places the organism in Eukaryota, Fungi, Glomeromycota, Glomeromycetes, Diversisporales, Gigasporaceae.